AUGCAUGAUUCUGUUCAUCAGGGCUUAGAUAACAUCAGCGACUACGCCAUCAGCUUUCAUUACGUUGAACCAACUCAGAUGUACGCCCUGGAGUUUUUCACCUACCACUUACGGCCUUAUGGGGUUCUCAACCUACCCAUGGCCAUCAACGCCAGGUCG
Messenger RNA from Lymnaea stagnalis (great pond snail), 159 nucleotides. The record is from the annotation of a GenBank genome assembly. NCBI's taxonomy places the organism in Eukaryota, Metazoa, Mollusca, Gastropoda, Lymnaeidae.